Epinephelus lanceolatus (giant grouper) is the source of this 2033-nucleotide messenger RNA. RefSeq lists its product as uncharacterized. Gene Ontology annotation, biological process: lipoprotein metabolic process; lipid transport. The record is from RefSeq and is a predicted model, not a curated record. Gene Ontology annotation, molecular function: lipid binding. Gene Ontology annotation, cellular component: extracellular region; membrane. NCBI's taxonomy places the organism in Eukaryota, Metazoa, Chordata, Actinopteri, Perciformes, Serranidae.
AGUGUUGUCAACAAAACUCUUCAGCAAGGUGUGAUUCAGUGAUUUUAGCAGAUAUAGCCGACACACAAGAAUGAGACCACGCGCAUGAUAAGAUGAGACCUUGAUAACGAACUGACGGGAGUAAACCGAGGGGGACAAACAUGUCUGCAAGGAAGGAAUUUGAGGAGGCCUUGUGUUGCUACACCACAGAUACCCUUGCCUACAUCGACACAGUGAGAGGAUUCUGUGAGAGGAACCCGAAAUGGACUCUUGGGAGGGAGACAGAUUUGCACAUGAUGAUGGAUAUCAAAGACAGAGCUGACAAGAUCCACCUAAACAUCGGCCAUGUUACCCAAUCAGAGAAGAGGGGUAAGGCUAUGUGGGAAUAUAUGAAGAGCAAGGUAACUCAGAUGACUGCAGACAGCAGGCGUGCAGAGCUGGAGACAGAGCUGGCUGAUGUGCUGAAAGACACUCUGGGAGGUCUGGAGAAGCUCCACUGCUUCCUGGAUGCAGUGGAGAAACUGGCGGCCACCUCACUUCAUGUGUUCAUGGAGGAGAACCAGGUGCUACAUCUGCCAGAAGGGAUCAGCCCUGAACAUGUUCAGGUUGUCAUCAUUGCUGCACGGCUAAUCUGCCCUCUCCUCCUCGAGUUUAAAAGAGAUGCAAGUGUCUUCUUCCUUCCCAAACUGCAGAAUGUGGAAGUGCUGUCAUAUCAGCUGAACAAAUACGUUCAGACCACCAAGACAAUCUGUGAGAAGUUAGAGAAAAGGUCCCUCUGUGAGUUUUGCCUGAAGGAGAACACAGAGACUUUGGUAGACCUCGAUGUGGAUUUGUCUGAAGAUGAUUUUCAAAGGAUGCUUUUUCACAUUAAUCAGCUUGAUGAAAUCAGGAUGAACCAGAACUUCCGGAUGGUGUUCUUGUUUCAGGAUGAACCAUGUUCUGGCUUCAUUGAUGAGUUCAGUGAGCGACAGCCCAGAAUGCUGCAGUUUCUUAAAGACCUGGAGGAGAGUGCUGUUCAGCUGGACAGGAUGAAUACAGGAGCAAAGAUCUCCAGUGUGGCAGGAAGCUCAGUGGGGGCAGUUAGCGGUGUGCUUUCCAUCGUUGGGUUGGCAUUAAUUCCUGUAACAGCUGGAGUGUCUCUAACUCUGACAAUGGCAGGAUUAGGGCUGGGAAUAACCAGCGGAGUCAACAGUGCUGUAACCACUGCUGCAGAGAUUGGAGUAAAUCGCAAACAUCAAACGAAAGCCAGUGAAGUUUUCCAGAGGUUCAUGGAGGAUGUGCAGAGUCUCCAGGAUUGUCUGUUCAGUUCAAUGGUUCCCAAAGUGGAAGCAAGUGAAGUGGAUGUGGUUCUGGGAGUGGGCAAGAUUGUAACUAAAGCUGGAACUGUUGGAAAAAGCAUUGAUUCAUUUACUGAUGCUGCCUCUGCUUUGUUAAAAGGUGACGAGGUGAUUACAAGUGCUGGCAGAGUGGCAGUACAGGAAGGAGAAACAUUGCGUAAUGUGCCCAGGGUGGCAGCAGAUCUCCCAGAUAUUGGACAAGCAGCCGUCAAAGGGCCUCUUGCCCUCUCCAAGUCAGCCAGGGCUGGUCUCAUUGGGCUCAAUGCUCUCUUCCUCGGCAUGGAUAUUGUCUUCAUCUGUAAAGACAGUAUGAGUCUGGCCAAAGGCAGCAAGACUGAAAUCUCGCAGUUAAUCAGAGCCAGAGCUGCUCUUUGGAGCUCUGAGAUGGACUCAUGGCAGAAGAUUCAUGACUCACUGAGCAAAGGUCUGCAGACAUCAGAGAAAAACAAAGCUAUCCUGGAGACGCCAUUUUAUCCAGAGAGGAAGAUGAAGAAACAAAGAGAAACAGAAACUGAAGUUCCAUCUGUUGAAGUGGAUGAAAAACCAGAAAUGGAAGAAAAAAAACUGUCUCAUACAGUAGUGCUCAGCGAAUAGAGACAAUUAUUGUUGGUGGCAGCAAUCACAAUAUGCCUUGUUGCCAGCUCUGACACUAAAACCAGGUAGGAGAUCCAUUUAGUGUGUAGAAUUAAGUAGCAUCUGGCAGUGAGGUUACAGAAC